Molecule: messenger RNA, 1512 nt
Organism: Seminavis robusta
Lineage: Eukaryota; Bacillariophyta; Bacillariophyceae; Naviculales; Naviculaceae
Source: the annotation of a GenBank genome assembly
AUGACAACAGACUACUACUAUGAUGAGAGCUAUUUGCAAUGGCCAUCAAUGGCACCGACAUUAUUAGCAGAGGACGUGAGUAGUCUCUCCGAAGCACAAGACAAGGCCCUGUCGAUCGUUCCGCUGUGUUCCGGAAUAAUGAGUGCCUGGGGCUCGGGCAGCAUCAUCUACAUGGUUUGCAAGGCCGAGAAAUGGAACAGUUACAAGCGCAUCAUGCUCGGACUGAGUGUAUUUGACUGUAUCUCCAGUCUCGCCAUUGGGCUGCAACCUUUCUUUCUGCCGGCGGAUUCCUCACAAAGAGUAUGGGCCGUGGGGACGGAUGCUACCUGCACCCUGGGUGGUUUCUUUCAGCAAUUGUCUCUGGCCAACAUUUGGUACAAUGGAUUUCUCAGCUUCUUUUUCCUCUUUACCAUUCGCUAUCAAAUGAGUGAAGAGCGAAUGUCCAAACGGUAUGAACCAGUGUUUCACAUUAUAGCCAUUGGGCAUCCCCUCGUCACAGCCAUUAUGGGAGCUGCCAUUGGAGCCUACGGGGAGCUCAAAUUGGGACAUAAUUGCUGGCUGACAAACUAUCCGGAUGGAUGUGUCAGUUGUCAGGGAUCCGAAGAAAAAGAGGAUCCCAAUGCACAAUGUUGCUUGACGCCCGUCUUGGCAUAUGUCUAUGCUGCCAUUCCCACCUUUUUUGUCCUAUUGGCCGUUAUCAUCAACAACCUGCUCAUUUACUGUCACAUGCGAAAAAUUGUCCACCAAACCAUCAUGAGUGCCAAUGCCACAGAUGCCGUGCCAUCUACCAACUCGGCCAUUAGUAAUUAUGGAAACUUGUCUGCCGAAGACUCAGGCCCUGCAGUCCUUGCAACAGUGCCCGAAGAGGGGGAAUUCCAAGAGGAUGACAACAAGGUGGAAGAAACUCCAGCCAUUGGUGAAAAUGGGGAGAGCCAAAAUGAUGUCAACAAGGAUACUGCUAUAGAUGCAGUUGACAAAGAAACUACAAUAGCUAGUGAUUCUAAUCCAGAAGACCUUCCUUUCUGCCGGCAGAAUCCAAAUGCAAACAACCCGCCAGCUGCUACUACUACUAUGAAUGGUAGUAGCAUUGCCCAGAAGCAACAACCAACAAUAGAACCAAAUGAUCUGUCCACAGAGCCACAGCCACCUGUGGUAGAACCCUCCUCUUCUUCUCAUCCACCUGAUGCCGACAUUAUUAGCAAUGUCAAGCAGAUUCAGGAACAACAACGGCGAGAAGAGUUGCGCAAUACACAAUUGCAGAAAAUACAUGAUGCUAGACAAACCAAGCGACUGAGAGAAGUGGCCGUUCAAGCAUUUCUCUAUGUGGCGGGAUUCCUACUGACACAGCUUCCCGUCAUGCUCUUGGGAAUCAUGGCUUCUAGCAGAGAAUAUACGGCAGCAGACGAUGCCGAUCUGUUUCCCAUGCUCUUGCUUCGGGCCAUUCUGUGGCCUCUCCAAGGAUUGUUUAACUACUGUGUAUGGAUUCGACCAUCCUAUCUGAGAGAAACCUAG